Coregonus sp. 'balchen' is the source of this 7179-nucleotide messenger RNA. The record is from the annotation of a GenBank genome assembly. NCBI's taxonomy places the organism in Eukaryota, Metazoa, Chordata, Actinopteri, Salmoniformes, Salmonidae.
CGCUGGGGUUCCUGCGGCUUCUGGGUUGAACUCCGCUACUGCAAUAAAACAGAUCUUGUCCGCUCAUCUGACGCGCAACACAGGUUUGUCUACCUUGCAUAUUGUUGUACAUUUUUUUGAUGAUAUCUAGCUAGUAGCUGUCACACUUUACAAUAGAUAACCACUCAACUAGCGGGAGAUCAAUGUAUAGCUUGCUUAGGACUGUGUUUAUUUUAGCAGCAAAAUUGCACUGGCUGCAAGUAACAAUCAUUGGAAACAACAUGCCCUUGUUGCUAGCUAAGUUAAUUGUAAUUUCUCACACGAGGCCUCAAACACCUCGUACAUCCGAUAGCCUGGUUAUUGCAGGCUACGCAUGAUUACUAGCUAUGUUAUAAAAUACAUGCAAUAUUCAUCAGCUAAUCUGAAAAAUCAGAACAGUAAUUUUGUGGCUUGCAAGGCUGUUGCUAAAUGGACCGGUGACGUCGCGAAGGCAGCUACUGUAGCGAGCUGUUACUAGCCAGAUUAGCUAGCUAAACUAGUAGGGUUAAUUAUACAAAUCUUUGUUAGUAGCUAAGCAGAUGACGUUACCAUUGAGAAAAUGUCAUGUUUUUCGUUUGUAUUCAUUACAGGUCAUCGACUAGUUUUGAAUGAUUGGAGCACCGAUAUUUGGCAAAUAGAUGCUGAUGUUGUUGUGCUAAGCAGCUAGCUAGCUGUUAGCAAUGUUCGCAAGCUUGCUCGCUCAGCUGAGCUAUAGCAGAGGAAGAGGCGAAGGUAUAGCUAUGCAAUGGUAGACUAGCUAGCUUGCUGACAACAUUUGACAGCAAGCUGACUGAGCCUUGCGGUUUUGAGGCGUCGCUCAAGCUUGGUCGAAAUAUGCUUUGAAGAUGCUAAGCUGCUAGCUAAUGGCAUAGCCAAAGAUACUACAGUAGCUAACAAUGUUUGAAAGGUUUAAAAACUCUCUGCCAUAGUUACAUUUUAAUAUUAUUUAGUAACUGGGGUUAUUAUUAGCUAACGUUAGUUGGCUAGCCCAUAUGUAACUCUGUGUUGGUUUUAUCGCACUGCUUUGGUUUAUCUUGGCCAGGUCGCAGUUGUAAAUGAGAACUUGUUCUCAACUGGCUUACCUGGUUAAAUAAAUAAAUAAAUAAAAAGGAUAACUAACGCUAGACGAAACCUGCUCUGGUCAAAGCUUGAGCUUUAAGUGAGCUAAGCUGUAUGCAUUAAAUUGUGAAAGAAAAUGUAUUUACUAAAGGAUGAUCAAGGCAAACUGAAUUCUUGUUGAAUAUAUAUUUUCACCGUUUGUAAAAAAUAAAACUUUUCAGUUGCAGUGUCAUCUUUCAUCAGGCCAUUCUUUAAUGCCAUUCUCUACUCAUCAGCUCUAGCUAAUUAGCCUACCUGAUGAUACGAUUCAAUUUGGUGAUUUUUCAGGGUUACAAUUGUCAUCGCACACACUCCGAUAAAUGGUAUGCAGUGCACUGCCACAGCAUAUUGUAUGUUGUACUUAACUAUAGCAUAAAUCAUAUUGGCAUGACUUAGGUGGCUCACUUGUUUACCUUGCUAGAUACUGCAAGUCGCUUCACAGUCCUUCCCUUAGAUUUGACCUGGAGAGGGAAAUGUUGUCUUGCGUUUCCUCCUCCACUUGUCUAUAGUUCUGUAUUUUGGUUUCUUGAAAUGGAUGCUGUUAUCAGGCUGUCCUGCAACUUUACAUGGAGAUUGUGCUGCAACAAUGUCUAUUUAAACUGUACUUGUCCGUUACAUUUGACAACAUGGUAAUGAUGUGCGUUUUUCACUAAGAUGGACCAGCAGGCCCAGUCCUAUAUGCUUGCCAGUCUGACGCGGCCCCACUCUGAGCAGCUGCUGCAAGGUCUCCAGCUGUUGCGGCAGGACCAUGAGCUGUGCGACAUUGUGCUGCGUGUGGGUGAUGCCAAGAUCCAUGCCCACAAAGUGGUGCUGGCGAGCAUCAGCCCCUACUUCAAGGCCAUGUUCACGGGCAACCUGUCAGAGAAGGAGACCUCUGAGGUGGAGUUCCAGUGCAUUGACGAGGCUGCGCUACAGGUAAUGGUAAUUUAACCUCACUGUCAGCAUUUGGAAGAUUUGACUGUGUUUCCUAAAAGCACACCUUGUCCGGCUCUUUCAUAGCAUGAUUGUGUUUAACUUCUCCUCUUGUAGGCCAUCGUUGAGUAUGCCUACACUGGCACAGUAUUCAUCUCACAGGAAAGAGUGGAGUCCCUACUGCCAGCUGCUAACCUGCUCCAGGUCAAGCUGGUGCUGAAGGAAUGCUGCUCCUUCCUAGAGAGCCAGCUAGAUGCUGGGAACUGUAUAGGCAUCUCCCGCUUUGCUGAGACCUAUGGCUGCCAUGAUCUCUGCCUGGCCGCCACUAAAUUCAUCUGCCAGAAUUUUGAAGAGGUGUGCCAGACAGAGGAGUUUUUUGAGCUGACACGGGCAGAGUUGGAUGAAAUAGUGUCAAACGACUGUCUGAAGGUGGUAACAGAAGAGACUGUGUUCUACGCCCUGGAGUCGUGGAUCAAGUACGAUGUGACUGAGCGGCAGCAGUACCUGGCUCAGCUACUGCACUGCGUCCGCCUGCCUCUCCUCAGCGUUAAGUUCCUCACCCGCCUCUACGAGGCCAACCACCUUAUCCGGGAUGACCACGCCUGCAAGCACCUGCUCAACGAGGCCCUCAAAUACCAUUUCAUGCCUGAGCACCGGCUCUCCUACCAGACAGUGUUGUCCACACGGCCACGCUGUGCUCCCAAGGUGCUCCUUGCUGUGGGAGGCAAGGCUGGACUCUUUGCCACACUCGAGAGGUAAUGCUGAGCCCCAAACACAAUCAUUCAAAACUGUUUGGCAACAAUUUGGUAUUGUAAAUGCUUAAUGUGUUUCAUGUGAAUUAGAAAGAAAUGGAACAAAUGUAACUGUUCUUAUUUCUUUCUCUUGUAGCAUGGAAAUGUACUUCCCUCAGACGGAUUCAUGGAUUGGGCUUGCCCCUCUUAGUGUACCCCGCUAUGAGUUUGGAGUGGCAGUGUUGGACCAGAAGGUGUAUGUGGUGGGCGGCAUCGCCACGCACAUGCGACAGGGCAUUAGCUACCGGAGACAUGAGAGCACAGUGGAGAGCUGGGACCCUGACAGCAACACGUGGUCCACAGUGGAGCGCAUGGCGGAGUGUCGCAGCACAUUGGGGGUGGUGGUCCUGGCUGGGGAGCUCUAUGCCCUGGGGGGCUAUGAUGGCCAGUACUACCUACAGUCGGUAGAAAAAUAUGUCCCCAAGGUGAAGGAGUGGCAGCCUGUGGCACCCAUGACCAAGUCACGCAGCUGUUUUGCCACGGCUGUGCUGGAUGGCAUGGUGUAUGCCAUUGGUGGCUAUGGCCCCGCCCAUAUGAACAGGUACGUUUUCACUUAAUCUAGUCAAUCUGCGCUGAAAUUAUGGAUUUUCACAGGCCGUUUUGCUAAUGUGGUUCCAAUAGGCUUUUGAAAUACUAGGCCUACUUCAAAACCUGUCGUCAACCUUUUUGUUCCUACACAUGACAGUUUUCACAUCAAAGGUUAUUUAUGGUAGACCCCACAACCUUUGAGUGCUUUGAUCCAUCCAUUCAAAGAGUUUCAGCCCUCUUUUCAGCCCCCUGCUCUGUUACUAGCCUGCAGUGCAACCCAUAUUCUGUAGGAUCAAGAUUUGUGGUCUUCUACUCAGACGGAUAUACAGUGCCCUCUGUAAUUAUUGGGACAGUGAAGCAUUUUUUUCUACUUUUGGCUCUAUACUUUAACCUCAGUCAUUGUUUGAUUUCAAAUCCCAACUUUUAAAGUGCAGACUGUCAGCUUUAAUUUUAGGGUAUUUUCAUCCAUAUCCCUUUUAGAAAUUACAGCACUUUUUGUAGAUAGCCCCCCCCACCCCACCCCACACACAUUUUAGGGGAACAAAAUUAUUGGGACAAAUUCACUUGUGUAUUAAGAAGUAUUUGGUCCCAUAUUCUUAGCACGCAAUGACUACAUCAAGCUUGUGACUACAAAUUUGUUGGAUGCAUUUGCUGUUUGUUUUGGCUGUUUCAGAUUUAUUUUGUGCCCAAUUAGAAAUUAAUGGUGAAUAAUGUAUUGUCAUUUUGUAGUCAAUUUUAUUGUAAAUAAGAAUCAAAUAUGUUUCUAAACACUUCUACUUGAAUGUGGAUGCUAGCAUGAUUACGGAUAAUCCUGAAUGAAUAGAGUGAGUGAGAAAGUUAGACACAGAAAUAUCAUACCAUCAUAUUCUAUUCUUAUUUACAAUAAAAGUGACUCAAAUGAUACUACAUUAUUUAGCAUUAAUUUCUAUUGGGCACAAAAUUAUCUGCAACCAAAACAAACAGCAAAUGCAUCCAACAAAUUUGUAGAGUCACAAGCUUGAUGUAGUCAUUGCAUGCUAGGAAUAUGGGACCAAAUACUUUUUAAUACACAAGUGAAUUUGUCCCAAUACUUUUGCGCCCCUAAAAUGGGGGGACUAUGUACAAAAAGUGCUGUAAUUUCUGAAAUGUUGAUAGGAUAUUGAUGAAAAUCCCCUAAAAUUAAAGCUGACAGUCUGCACUUUAACCUCAUAGUCAUUGUUUGAUUUCAAAACCAAACUUUUAAAGUAUAGAACCAGAAGAAGAAGCAAUUCUUCACUGUCCCAAUAAUUAUGGCGGGCACGGUAGUUGCUUUCAUAGAAUAAGAGCUGGCUUUCUGGUUAGACCUCUGUUGUUGUCUUUGCUCACUAGAGGGAUGUGUUGUUGUUACCCAGUUUCCUUGACUCCCCAAACCCCUCAGGAGAAUGUGUUUGGACAGGGAAGCCCCCCCCCCCCCCCCCCAUGAGACCUGCAGGCACUUAGUUGCUCAAAAGUAAUUCCCAAAUUGGCAGUUUUCCGACAAUGUUGUCGAGGGUUUCAUCACUUUGAUAUCGCCUGCAAAAUAUAGGACUAGAAUAGAUGAUGGCCUCAUUUAAAUUGGGCUGCAUUGGGUUGUGAUGACAAUGCCAUAGCUAUAUAAUGUCUAAGAACAAAAAGGAGCAAUAGUGAAUUGUAUUUGCUUUGAUUCAGGGAAAGGUGACUCAGUCAUUUUAUAUGAUGGGCUAUAAGUAAGUAUUAGGCCUGCUACUGUACUAACCUGUUUAAAAAGACAGCAGUGAUAUUGUCAAAAUGCACAGUAUCACUAUAACUGUGCCACUUAACUGUGUUUAAUUGAUUAACUCUGUCUCUCUACUGUGCAGUGUGGAGCGGUACGACCCCAGCAAGGAUGCCUGGGAAAUGGUAGCCCCCAUGGCAGACAAACGGAUCAAUUUUGGCGUUGGUGUCAUGCUAGGGUUCAUAUUUGUGGUUGGGGGACACAACGGGGUAUCACACCUGUCCAGCAUUGAGAGGUAUGACCCACACCAGAACCAGUGGACAGCGUGUCGGCCCAUGAAUGAACCACGCACAGGUGAGUUGGGAAAUGACCACAACAAGGUUGAUUUUAUUUUGAUGCAGGGAAGUUGACCAUUCAUAUUGCAUGGCCAGAAAUAACAAUUUUAUAAUAUCUAUCUUCCCAGGGGUUGGCUCAGCGAUCGUGGACAACUACCUCUAUGUGGUGGGGGGUCACUCGGGAUCAUCCUACCUGAACGCUGUCCAGCGGUACGACCCCAUCACAGACAGCUGGCUGGACUCAAGCGGCAUGAUGUACUGCCGCUGUAACUUUGGCCUGACUGCUCUUUGACCCAUGCCACCCCUGGGUAGGACGCCUUAAGAAGACUUAGACAAAAGGCAUUUCUUUUUUUGUUUUGUUUCCCCCAUUCAUCGCCAACGGGCUGAGGAGGGCUCCACACUGCCGUGGAUCCCAGAGAGAGAGCUUGUUGCUGGAUGAAUGAGCCCGGCUGGCGCCAGGGAACCACAGAUGACCAGAGUGAAAGGGUCUGGGUGGAGGAGCGGUGCAGAUCACCAUGGGUCUUGUCACAGAGACCAGGAGAUGACCACUCUACUGCUGCUGGACCAUAAAGAGGACUUUUCAAAGAUGACUGUGGGUGAAAACUGUCACUUUUUUUCAUUGAAAACUUUUUGUUUUGUUUGUGUUCAUGCCAUUAUUUCUGUUUCACACUCUAUACAUUUUUUUAUUGUUGUUGCUAUGAGCAGAACAUGUUUCAAUUUUCUAGAUCCUUAAAGUUUGUGUGUGCGUGUGACGCAGAGUGUCUGUAUGCUUGUGAGUAGAUGCAUGUCAGAUUAAAUGAUUGAUUGUUCUUUUGUGUCUCUGUGUGCAGGACUAAAGCUCAGGCAAGGUGAUUGGCUCACACAGAGUUUGAAAUGUCUGCAUCUAAAUCAGUGCUUCACACAGAGAAAAAUCUGAAUAUUUAUAUUCACUUAAAGGGCUGCCUUUUUUUCUCUGUAAAUAGUUUAAAUUAAAAGAAAUGUAUAGAUAUGAAUAUAUCCUCUAGUGCAUUGCCUGUAAAUGUUUUUUGCACUGGGUUACUAGUUAUGGGAUGUGUGUGUGUACAUGUAUUUGAUUCAAGAAGAGGUUGUGAAGGAUAAACAAACCCCACUGAGUUCUCCUGAGAGUACUUGCCACCUGUCACAGUUUCAUCCUCGGAGCAAUUCGGAAAUCCCCAUGUUACGACUUCUAUUACAUCUUCCUGUGGUAGUCACACUUCAUCCCUCUUCAUAAGCAUUGAAAAGUUAUCCUGUCCCGCUUUUCACUGCUGGGUUUGUACACAAUACUAACUGGUGCUAUUAGGAUUCAGGAUUCAGCUGUUGUCUGUGUUGCCUCAUGGUAUCAGGCGUAUUUUAUUUGUUCCUCUGUGUUGUUGUAGAUGUUGGUUGUAUACUUGUGCAUCAAAAUGACUAAAAUUGACAUGUCCCAUGCUAUAAAGCAGUGUGUUGUGGGAAGGCAAGCUUGUGACUGGAAUACCACAAACACCAGUCUUUACUUUGAGCCCCAUGUUAAAUUGGACUCUUUAGGCACUGUCUAUGGAUACAUUUAUGAUCUGAUGCUUUCACUCUUCAGCCCCAGGGAUGCCAUCCGUUUAGCUAUAGUUUGUCUGAAACAUUGUCCCUGCAUUAAGAAGUAGUGGAUCUGGCUGUAUGGCUCACUGCCAGUUUCCUCACAAAGAAAGUCUGAGAUUGUUGGUCUCUAAUGGAUUAGGAACAAGCCUAGCGGUUAAGAGCGUUGGUCCAGUAACCAAAAGGUCGCUGGGUCGAAUCCUCGAGCCGACUAGGUAAAAAAUCUGUCUGUGCCCUUGAG